AUGGUCCAUAUCGAGCCUUUCGUAGUAGAAGAGUGGAUGGACUUGCACCAACCAAAUGCGAAACAUGACAUUGCCGAAACAUGUUGUGCGUCUGUGUCCAUGGAAGAACUCCAGAAUUUAUGUGAAAAUAAAUCAAAACAAGUGCUUGAAAUGCCUGGCAAACUGGACUACGGCGAUAUUCGCGGAAGUGACAAAUUACGAACGAACCUGGCAACUCUCUAUUCUUCAAAAGCUGGCUCGCCUGUGUCCAAAGAUAGCAUAAUCAUCACUCCUGGAGCAAUUGCUGCCAACUAUCUAUUUCUCGUCUCUCAUGUCGGCCCAGGAGAUCACGUCAUCUGUCAUUACCCAACGUAUCAGCAAUUGUAUUCAGUCCCAGCAUCUCUUGGGGCUGAAGUUGAUCUAUGGAAGUCUGACCCUGAUAACGAGUGGGUGCCAGAUAUCGAACAACUCAAAUUGCUGGUCAAACCUAACACGAAACUCAUUAUCUUGAAUAAUCCUAACAAUCCGACGGGAUCAGUAUUAAAGAGAUCACUGCUCGACCAAAUCAUCGAAGUGGCGAGCGCAGGUGAUAUUACAAUCUUGUCCGAUGAGGUGUAUAGGCCAGUUUUUCAUGGCAUCACGCCAGUGGAUUCAGAGUUUCCGUCGUCGAUGCUGUCCCUGUAUCGCAAAACCGCAGUCACGGGAUCAUUAUCGAAAGCGUACUCGCUGGCUGGUAUUCGCGUUGGGUGGAUUGCGUCCCGAGACGAGGCAAUCAUCGAGAAAUGUGCUGCGAUGCGACAUUACACGACGAUAUCAGUCAGUAAACUGGAUGAUCAAGUUGCAGCUUUUGCGCUAGAUCGAGAUACUGUCCACAGCCUGCUCGGACGAAACAUCCAGCUAGCGAAGAAGAAUUUGGAAAUUUUGGAUCGAUUCAUCCUCAAACAUGACGAUGAGUGUUCUUGGGUAAAGCCUGUAGCAGGCACCACGGCGUUCGUGAAAUUCUGUAGAGACGGUCAACCUGUCGAUUCAGCGGAAUUGUCCAAACGGCUCAUGGAGAAAUCAGGAGUCUUGGUAUUACCAGGGGACGUAUGCUUUGGACCAGAGUUCGCUGGCUAUGUCAGAAUCGGCUAUGUACAGCGCACCGAGGCUCUUCAGGCAGGUCUUGACGCCAUGCGAAUGUUCAUGAAAAGGGAAUUUGACGAUGUCCCAUUGGCAACACGUGCAGAAGAUCAAGACAUCAAAGAUACUUAG
Molecule: messenger RNA, 1230 nt
Organism: Pseudovirgaria hyperparasitica
Lineage: Eukaryota; Fungi; Ascomycota; Dothideomycetes; Acrospermales; Acrospermaceae
Product: PLP-dependent transferase
Exons: 3
Coding region: 1-1230 (409 amino acids)
Biological process (GO): biosynthetic process
Molecular function (GO): catalytic activity; pyridoxal phosphate binding
Source: RefSeq, a predicted model, not a curated record